GAAUACAUAAAUUUUAUCCGCGGGUUCCCCUCCCUCUGGGCCGGGCCCGCCCGCUGCCAUGAUACCCUUGUGCCGUAAAACCCUAAUUCAAUCGCGCUAUAUAUAUUUGGCAGCAAUCGCUUCUUCAACCUAACACUUCCUCGAAAACUGUUCCACCGGCGGCGAUGUGUCCGUCAUCAGUAUCCUCCAGUUUCCGGUGGUAUUGUUUUGUAUUACUCUCUAUACUUGUCAACACAAUUAUAUAGGAUCGUAUGGAAAGCGAUGUUCAUAGACUUUGGAUUCAUGGAAUUGGGAAAUCAGUUGGACUUGGUGGCAGCCUAUUACACUUAGGUUUUAAAUGGUGAAUCUAGCACGCAUUCCUAAUGAAUGCAUGUGAAAAGGAUGCAUUUAUCGGAGAAUACACCGGUGAACUGAUAACGCAUGAUGAAGUAGAUAAACGUGGGAAGAUGUAUGACCUUUUUGACUUCCUCAUAUUUGUUUGAUCUUGAUGACCAGUAUGUUAUGCAUAUGGGAAGGGAAGUAAUUUAUGGUGCACCAACAAUUCUCCUAGACCAAAUUGCUACGUAAAGGAUCGUAUGGAAAGAGAUGUUCAGACUUUGGAUUCAUGGAAUUGGGAAAUCAGUUGGACUUGGUGGCAGCCUAUUACACUUAGUUGUUCAAAGAGUUGCAAAAAUCGAUUUAGAGGAUGCUGUUGUGCCAAAAACCAGUCUCGAACUCGACAGUGCUCAUGUGUUGCUGCAAAUAGGAAAUGUGAUUCUGAUGUCUGCCUCAAUUGCUUUGUCAGUUGUGGCGAUGGCACUUGUGGAGCUCCUCCGCCAAAAGAGAAAAGUUACAACUGUAUGAAUAUGAAGCUUUUUCAAAAUCAACAUCAGAAGGUGUUAAUUGGUGAAUCUAGCGCGCAUUCCUAAUGAAUGCAUGCGAAAAGGAUGCAUUUAUUGGAGAAUACACCGGUGAACUGAUAACGCGUGAUGAAGCAGAUAAAUGUGGGAAGACAUGACCUUUAUGACUUCCUCGUAUUUGUUUGAUCUUGAUGAUCAGGUAUAAUACUGGAAAAUCACUUAAUUCCCUGGUCUUUGGCCUUUACUUUUGUAGAUUAAACAUUAAUUUGCCAACUUUUUAAUGUUAGUAUGUUAUGCAUAUGGGAAGGGAAGUAAUUUAAGUUGCACCAACCAUUCUCCUAGACCAAAUUGCUAAGUAAAGGUAAGAAUUUUUGGCUUUUAAGAAAUUCAUAUUCCUGCCAAACCUGUAUGUUUGCCCCUUGGCUAUUUAUUGAACAUGUGAAUAUAUCAUUACCCAUCAAUACAUUACUACCACAAAAUAGAAAAGUUGUAGAAUGCUGAUAAUAGUCUACAAAGUAAUAAAGUCUGCAAAAUCUCGACAGAAAUGUGAAACUGAUAAAUUAUGUAUUCUUAGGAGGGGAUUUGUCUUUGACAACAUUCUUCAUACCAUAGGCCUCCCUUUUGGCCCGGCUUCUUGACGAAGUAUUUGAUGCCUUCCCCCUAGCUCUGCUGGUGGAAGGAGUAUAGUCCUCAUUUUUAUCUGAAUCGGACACCUUCUGUUCAGCUUGUGUUCCUUUUUUACCUCUGGUACACCCAGGAGUAUAUUCCUAAUCUUUAUCUGAAUCCGAGACCUUCCGUUUGGCUCGAGUUCUCUUUUUAGCUCGGCUGCUCCUCUGAGAAUAGUCCUCAUCUUUAUCUGAACCUGAUACCCUAUGACCUUCUGCCCAUGAAGGAGCUACGUCUGCUUCUGUAACCAUACAGAAGAUAUUUUUGGCCAGUAGAUAUUGAUCCUGUGAUUUCCUGCCACUAACAAAAUCUGCUAAAAGCAAAAAGCUAUUACGGCAAUAUGAAAUGGACAGUGACUGGAAAUCACAGGAUCGAAAUAUUUGCCAAAGGAACUAUUUAUUGAUUAUGGUUACAAAAGUAGACGUAGCUCCUUCGUGGGCAGAGGGUCACAGGUAUCAGGUUCAGAUAAAGACGAGAACUAUUCUCAGAGGAGCAGCCGAGCUAAAAAGGGAACUCGAGCCAAACGGAAGGUCUGAGAUUCAGAUAAAGACCAGGACUAUACUUCAAGGAGUACCAGAGCUAAAAAGGAGGCUUAAGAUUCAGAUAAAGAUGAGGACUAUACUCCCUCCAACAGCAGAGCUAGGGAAAUGCAUCUUAUACUUAGUCAAGAAGCCGGACCGAAGAAGAAUGUUGUCAAAGACAAACCCCCCUUCCUAAUAAUAGAUGAUUUAUCACCUUCAUAUUUCUGUGAAGAUUUUGCAAACUUUAUUAUUUUGUAGGCAACUUUUCUGGUUGUUGCAACAUCCUAAUGUUGUGAACGAACCAUUUUAAAUUUUAUUCUAAAAUCACAUUUAAGUUUGAAAUAAAAUCCUUAUUUUUAAUAAGGACAUAUUAAUCUC
This is a messenger RNA of Daucus carota subsp. sativus, 2404 nucleotides long. RefSeq names its product histone-lysine N-methyltransferase EZ3. The transcript has 10 exons. Gene Ontology annotation, cellular component: nucleus. The coding region runs from base 576 to 908 and encodes 110 amino acids. Gene Ontology annotation, molecular function: histone H3K27 methyltransferase activity; chromatin binding. Gene Ontology annotation, biological process: heterochromatin formation. Lineage: Eukaryota; Viridiplantae; Streptophyta; Magnoliopsida; Apiales; Apiaceae. The record is from RefSeq and is a predicted model, not a curated record.